This is a messenger RNA of Malania oleifera, 1120 nucleotides long. RefSeq names its product probable xyloglucan endotransglucosylase/hydrolase protein 26. Gene Ontology annotation, cellular component: cell wall; apoplast. Gene Ontology annotation, molecular function: hydrolase activity, hydrolyzing O-glycosyl compounds; xyloglucan:xyloglucosyl transferase activity. The transcript has 4 exons. NCBI's taxonomy places the organism in Eukaryota, Viridiplantae, Streptophyta, Magnoliopsida, Santalales, Ximeniaceae. The coding region runs from base 83 to 952 and encodes 289 amino acids. Gene Ontology annotation, biological process: xyloglucan metabolic process; cell wall biogenesis. The record is from RefSeq and is a predicted model, not a curated record.
AUCCCGAUCGAGCUCCACAGACAAGAGGAGAAGAAACAAAGGGAGAAAAACAGAGGAGAACUUUUGAAAGGAGCCGGCUAGAAUGGGGAGCUUACGUUGUUUGUUCGUGGCGGCAUUCAUCGUAGCAUUUGAACAUAGCUUAGUUGAUGCGAAGUUUUCGAACAGUGUGUUUUUCAAUUGGGGCUCUGGCAACGCUGCAAUUCAAGGAGACGGCGAGAAUCUUCAACUUGUGUUGGAUAGAAAUUCAGGCUCAGGUAUUCAGUCAAAGAGAGCAUUCCUGUUUGGAAGUGUAGAAAUGCUAAUCAAGUUAGUACCAGGAAACUCUGCUGGAACAGUCACAGCCUACUACUGGUCCUCUACUGGAAACUUCCAUGAUGAGAUUGACUACGAGUUCUUAGGAAAUGUUUCUGGGCAGCCUUACAUUAUCCACACCAAUAUUUAUACCCACGGAAAUGGAAGCAAAGAGCAGCAAUUCUACCCCUGGUUUGACCCAACUGCUGAUUUCCACAACUAUACCAUUCACUGGAACCCCAAUGAAAUUGUGUGGUACAUUGAUGGAAUUCCAAUUCGAGUUUUCCGAAACUAUGAGAUUGAGGGAAUUGCUUUCCCUAACAAGCAGGGGAUGCGAGUUUAUUCAAGCCUAUGGAAUGCUGACAACUGGGCAACUAGAGGUGGGCUUGACAAGAUAGACUGGAACAGUGCACCGUUCAUAGCCAGAUUCAGUAGAUUCAGGGCGAGGGCUUGCAAAUGGAAUGGACCAGUCAGCAUCAAUCAAUGUGCCUCCAACUCCACAGCUAACUGGUGGACCUCACCAGUGUACAGCAGCUUGAGUUAUGCUAAGAUGGGUCAGAUGAACUGGGUCAGAGACAACUACAUGAUUUACGACUAUUGCAAAGAUACUGCAAGAUUUAAUGGACAGAUGCCUCCGGAAUGUUAUAAACAACAAUUCUAACAUCAAGAUUGCGAGUCAAUCUGCAAACAGUGAACAUUGGGGUGGUUCCUAAAACAACAAAUUCCAUUUUCCUAAAACUGAAAAUAAAUUCAUUACUUGUAUUUGCAUUUCAAUCAUAUACCAUUCAUUCAUGUAUUAUGAUUUCUUUGAAUAAAUGCAUUCUGUGUA